CGUUACCUAAAGUGAAAAAGCGAACAAUCACCUCCAACGUACCACCCAUAAUCAAGUCGCAGAUAUGUCUUAUCGGUGGCGCACGUAAUCGCGGAACCUCACAGGGAGCGAUUUAUUAUUCAACUGCAUUCAGGUUCCGGUGUAUCAGAGUAGCAGCCGAAAAUGUUUCGAUACAAUGCUUUGAGCCACGAAGAGGUGAAACGCUUCGAAACACCAUCCACUAGAAAUUACACUGAAGUGCACCUGGAAGAUCUUUCGGUCAACCCUUCCGGAGACCCAUCAUGGCAACCGGUUCACUGCGUCAUGCCAUCGCGGUACCGAAUGUUUGCGGAAUACAUCCGUGAUCUGACGGUUUAUGAGGACGACGUGUGGAUAGUGACCUUCCCUAAGGCGGGCACUACGUGGACACAAGAAAUGGUUUGGUUGGUUCAUCAAGACUUGGAUUACAAGAAGGCUGCAUCCAUCAAUUUGAACGAUCGAUCCGUUUUCAUGGAAAUAUCCGCAAUCCUUAAUGUUAUUAAAUUCCCGGACACAAUUGGUAUAGUUGAAAAGAUGCCCCGGCCUCGUCACAUCAAAAGCCAUCUGCCACUAGCCCUACUUCCCAAGCAGCUUUGGACGGUUAAGCCAAAAAUUGUAUACACCGCAAGAAACCCGAUGGAUGUCACCACGUCGUACAUGCACCAUUACAAGUUUAUAAAUGGAUUCCGGGGUCCUCGUGAAGAUUACUUAGAUGGAAUCAUGGCGGACCAACUGAUCUACUGCCCUCAAAUCAAACACGCCACAGACUUCUGGGCGUUAGCCGACCGAGACCAUGUGCUUUUCCUGCACUUCGAAGACAUGAAGAGGAAGAUGCCGGAGGUUCUUCUGAAGGUUUGUGCCUUUUUCGGAAAAAGCUACAGCCCCAGUCAAUUGGAGGAGUUGGAGCACCAUUUGAAGUUCGACACCAUGAAAGAAAAUAAAUCAGCCAACAACGAAGCGAUGAUGACGGAGAUUCAAAUGAUGACAGGUGUACCAAACGACUUCAAAUUUAUGCGAAAGGGUCAAGUUGGAGGCUACAAAGAUGAACUGCCAGCCGAGUUUAUUGAAAAAUUCAGUGUUUUCGUGGAGCAGCAACUGAAGGGAUCGGAUUUUAGAUAUAGAGAAUGAAUGAUUUGAUUUUUAAAAACCAACGAAAAACUUUUUUUGUAUGUUUCAUGCAAUUUAAUUCUGCAGAAAAUUUCUUGAAUUUGAAGCCUUAAUUUAAAGUUUGCAAAAGACAUGCAUGACGAAAACAAAAAUAUUACUUGCCACAACAAAAAUAUCUGUUUUUAACCCAUAUUUUCUGCGCGAUUUAUAAACUUUCAAUUUGAAAAGUGUAUCCAGAGUAACUAAACAGAGAACUUUAAAUUCACUUCACGUUGCUUACAUACUUGCAUUUAUCAUUAGAAACAUAAGACUUAUAAAAUACAAAGUGAGUGUACUAAGACCGAUACAAAUAUUUUUUUAAUAUGUCUUUCCCCUCAGAGCUCUUGUAAUUGGAAAUGUU
Armigeres subalbatus is the source of this 1525-nucleotide messenger RNA. RefSeq names its product luciferin sulfotransferase-like. Gene Ontology annotation, cellular component: cytoplasm. Gene Ontology annotation, biological process: sulfation. Lineage: Eukaryota; Metazoa; Arthropoda; Insecta; Diptera; Culicidae. The transcript has 4 exons. The coding region runs from base 163 to 1146 and encodes 327 amino acids. The record is from RefSeq and is a predicted model, not a curated record. Gene Ontology annotation, molecular function: sulfotransferase activity.